GUCCUGAGUCGCAACAAUAAACAGAAUUUUAUCCAAGCGGUUCUUACAAGCAACUGUGGACAAACAUAACAUGACGAUCUCGUUGUAUUAAGCAACAGAUUGUUUUUCGAUUUCGUCCAAAUAAACUGGUUCAUGAAAACCACAAGGAUUACGCCAGUUGAGUCAACAAGGGAGAGUGAAGAACUCCUCAGUCAGCUAAGUUUCACGCCGCCGCCGCCGCCUCAUCCUGCAAGCCUGCUGUUGACAAUAAACCAUGAUCCAAGAAACAAGGUCGUUCCUACUCGAUCCACUUUCUAGGGUUUUAAUUCUUUCUUCUUUCCUUUCAACUUCGAUUCUGCGCUGUGUCUUAAAGUUGACAUCUUGAGAAAGGUGAAGCAUUUCUCAGUCUAGUCUACAAUUGGCCGUCGACUCCUGCUUCCCGUAAACCCUUACCAAAGCAGUAAGAUCGAUGGAGUACACUUCAAGUGAGGAUGAUGAGCUUAUAGAGGACUACGUAGAUCUAGAAGAAGAUAUCAUGACCUCUGACGUCGAGCAACAGGCCGGGGAAGUUGCUGCCAGCCUUCAUUUCUUCAACCACCAGGAUAAUUCUUUGUCUUUAGUCCAUACCAUUGGAAAUGAGCUCAUUGUAUCCGAGGCAGAUGUGAAGAGUCAGGACCCUCAUCUAGGAAUGGAAUUUGAAUCUGAUACUGUUGCCAGGUUGUUUUACAAUGCUUAUGCGCUACGCCUAGGGUUUGGCAUUCGGGUCGCGAGGUCGCGCAGCGAGAGACGAAAGGGGAUUGAGGUUUUGGUCAUGAAGAGAUUUGUUUGCUUGAAGGAAGGCCAUCACAAAAAGAAGGUCACCGAAUUGGCUAACAAAAAGAAGAGGAAGCGUCUCUCUAUAAGGGAUGGAUGCCCGGCGAUGAUGGAGGUGGUUCGCCGAGGUGCAGAUAGAUGGGUUAUUACUAAAUUAGUGUUGGAGCACACCCAUGUCGUUGUUAGUCCAGAUAAAGUGCGUGAGAUCCAGCUUAACCAGUUGACAGGGAAGGAUCGGGAGCAUGAAAACUUACUAAGAGAGAUGAGGCAGAAGAUUUUUGGGGAAGGAGGUGCCCAGGGCCUCCUAGAACAUUUCAAGAAAGUCCAAGCUGAGAAUUCUGGUUUUUUCUAUUCAAUGAAUGUAGAUGAUAGGAAUUGUCUGGCUAACAUAUUUUGGGCUGAUUCAAGAGCUCGAAUUGCUUACAAGUACUUUGGUGAUGCGGUUGUAUUUGAUACAACAUACAAGAAGAAUGAGAAUAUGAUGCCAUUUGCUGCAUUCAGCGGUGUCAAUCACCAUCUACAUCCAGUUAAUUUUGGAUGCGCUUUAAUAAUAGACAAGACUGAAUCCUCUUAUGCUUGGUUGUUUGAGACUUGGUUAACCGCAAUGUCGGGACGCCAUCCAAUCUCGUUAACCACCGAUCAAGGCAAGGCCUUGGGGGCUGCUGUCGCCAAGGCAUUCCCUACUACUCGCCAUAGGAUCUGCAAAUGGCGAGUCUUAUCUAGAUGCAAGAAGAAGCUCGCCGAUGUUUACUCCAGGUAUCCUAAUUUGCCAGAAGAGCUCAGAAAAUAUGUUUUGGAGUGUGAAACAUCUGAUGUGUUUGAAGCUUGUUGGAAGCUGGUUCUUGAUAAGUAUAAUCUCAGAGAGAAUUCAUGGCUACAGUUAGUAUACAAUAUUCGUAACAAAUGGGUUCCUGCAUAUCUGAAGGACUCAUUCUUUGCAGAAUUACACACCACUCAAAGAUCAGAAAGUAUAAACACUUUCUUCCGAAAGAACUUUGACACAAAGAUCUCUUUGCAAGCUUUCAUCUCUAAGUUUGAUCAAGCCAUGGAUAAUCGUUAUGAGAAGGAAUUGCAGGAAGAUUUUGAUGCAUUGCGUUCCCAACAGAUUCUGAAGACAGACUCACAUAUGGAGAAACAAACAGCCGGCAUUUACACGAGGGCGGUAUUCGAAAGAUUUCAGGCAGAAUUAGUUGAAGCCUUGGAUCACUACACAGAAAAAAUUCAAGAUGGUGCUAUCAGCAAAUAUACCGUCGAAAGGCAUGGAGAUGAUCAUAUUCAUAGAAGGCACAUUGUUGCUUUUAAUGAGUCGGAGAAGAAAGCAGUCUGUACUUGCUACAAGUUUGAAUCCUCAGGCAUAUUAUGUAAGCAUGUUCUUGUAGUCUUCUUUUUCAACGGUGUAGUUUUACUUCCAGAACAUUAUAUUCUGAAGCGGUGGACGAAGAAGGCAAAGAGUGGAAUUGUCUUUGAUGAAGGCGAUGUGGAAACUCAAAGUUACUGUCAAGAAUCUCCCACUUUAAGAUAUCAUGAUAUUUUCCAUGAUGCUUUAAAGGUUGCAGAGAAGGGAGCAGCAUCAAUAGAGACUUAUAAGUUUGCAAAAGAAGUGCUACUUAAAGCUUUUUCAGAAAUUGCUGGCCUCGAGGAAGAGACAUCAUGUUUUGAUCUGUUGCUUCAAGAACUGAGCCUGAGGUUUAUUGGGCAAUCUCAAGGAAAACUGUAAGCUAUUGAAUGAUGCACUUAAGAGGGCUUGAUAUUUCUGCGGUGCAGGAACCAGCUCUUUAUAGAUAUGGUGAGUUGAAAUGGUUUGCUUUUACGAGUUCUUCAUCUUCCCUGAGAAGAAGAUGCUGUAAAUAUUUUUAGAAUUACAAUUUUCUUUUAUAAGCUGCUAUUAUCAUCUACUGUUAUUUAUGAACUGUAACUCCCCUUUUUAUUAUUAUAUUACUUGGCAGAUCCUAUUCUGGUUGUAAAACAACUUUGUACUAGUGGCAUUUAAUUCCUUCA
Messenger RNA from Dendrobium catenatum, 2790 nucleotides. Its product is annotated as protein FAR1-RELATED SEQUENCE 5-like. The coding region runs from base 449 to 2509 and encodes 686 amino acids. NCBI's taxonomy places the organism in Eukaryota, Viridiplantae, Streptophyta, Magnoliopsida, Asparagales, Orchidaceae. The record is from RefSeq and is a predicted model, not a curated record. Gene Ontology annotation, biological process: regulation of DNA-templated transcription. Gene Ontology annotation, molecular function: zinc ion binding. The transcript has 3 exons.